AGACACGGAGAGACAGACACGGAGACAUAGACACGGAGAGACAGACACGGAGAGACAGAUACGAAGAGACAGACACGGAGAGACAGACACGGAGACACAGAGAGACAGAUCGAGAUGGACGAGUAUGAAAUUGUGGAAGACGAGCCUUGGUACGAUCAACGCGACCUGGAACAGGACCUCCAGCUGGCGGCCGAGCUGGGAAAGACGCUGUUGGAGCGCAACACGGAGCUGGAGGAGACGCUGCAGCAGAUGUACGCCGCCAACCAGGAGCAGGCGCAGGAGCUCGAGUACCAGAGCCGGCAGGCGGAGCUGCUCCGCCAGGUGAACGAGCAGCACGCGCGCGUGUACGAGCAGCUGGAUGCCGCCUCGCGCGACCUCGAGGUGGCCAACCAGCGGCUACUGCUCGAGAACAAGGCCGGCCAGCACCGGGUGGAGAGGCUCACCGUCACCGUGCAAGACCUCCAGGACCAGGUGGAGGAGCUGCAGCUGCGGCUGGAGGAGUUGUCGGCGCGGGGAAGGGGGUCGCACCCGGGCAGGGCGCACGCCCGCGACGCGCGGGACCUCACGGAGACCCCCAGGGGGUCGUCCGUGCCGCGCAGGAGCGCGUCGUGCGGGGCGCUGCCGGACCGCCCCGUGUCGUCCGGGCACCGCGGCCACCACGAGCGUCGCCGCCUCCCGCCGUCGCCGCCGCCGCCGCCGCCACGCGACUUGGCCUCCGAGCUGGCCCUCGAGCGCCGCCGGCGCCUCGCGGCCGAGGCGACCCUCGAGUCGGCCGACCGCGACCGCAGCGCGGCCCUCGCGGCGCUCGCGGAGGAGCUGCCGGCCGCCCGCGACCGCGCCGCCGCGCUCGAGGCCGAGCUGCGGGAGCUGCGGGCGAGGGCCGCCGCCCGCCGCCGGCGCGACGGCGCCGCCGCCGCCGCCGGCGCCAGCGGGAGGAGGCCCUCGCCGACGCGCGACGUCGACCUCUUCGUCGCGGCCGCCAAGCACGUGCCCGAAAGCGACGACGGCGGAGGCGGCGGAGGCGGAGGCGCCGGGCCGACGCCGGGCGGAACCGGCGACGGCGGGGACGGAGCGCCGGGGCUCGGCGUGCGGAAGAGCAGCAGCGAGACGGCGCUGGACGCCAUCGGAGGGGACGGCGGGCGCACGGCGAGGGGCUUGGGCGGCUUGGGCGGCAUGAGCAUCCUGAGCGAGGUGGACGAGCGCUACCACGCGCUGCUGGAGCGCUACGACGAGCUUCUCGCGCGCCAGCGGCGCCCCAGCUUCGUCGCCGCGGCCGCCGCGGGCGCCGCGCUCCGAGCGGGGCGCAGCGCCAACGCGGCCGUGCAGACGGCGGCGGAGGUCAGCGGUGACGACGGCGGCGGCGGCGGCAGCGGCGGCGACGGCGGCGGCGGAGACGGCGGCGAUGGCAGAGGCGUCAAACUCCAGCGCCGGCUGAGCCAGCACCAGCCGGAGUACAAGGCGCUGUUCGAAGAGAUUUUCUUGCGCAUUCAAAGGAGCCGAGCUGCGGACGACACGGAGCCCUGACACGGAGCUCUCAUACGGAGCCCUGACACGGAGCUCUGAUACGGAGCGCCGACACGGAGCUCUGACACGGAGCCCCCACACGGAGCCCCCACACGGAGCCCCCACACGGAGCCCCGACACGGAGUCCUGACACGGAGCCCCGACACGGAGCUCUGACACGGAGCCCCGACACGGAGCUCUGACACAGAGCUCUGAUACGGAGCCUCCACACGGAGCCCUGACACGGAGUCCUGACACGGAGCCCCGACACGGAGCUCUGACACGGAGCCCCGACACGGAGCUCUGACACGGAGCUCCGACACGGAGCUCUGCCCCGGGCCCCGACACGGAGCUCUGACACAAAGCCCCGACACGGAGCCCCGACACGGAGCCCCGACACGGAGCCCUGACACUGAGUCCCGACACGGAGCUCUGACACGGAGCCCUGACACGGAGCCCCGACACGGAGCCCCAACACGGAGCUCCGACACGGAGCUCUGACACGGAGCCCCGACACGGAGCUCUGACACAAAGCCCCGACACGGAGCCCUGACACUGAGUCCCGACACGGAGCCCAGACACGGAGCUCUGACACGGAGCCCUGACACAGAGCUCUGACACGGAGCCCCGAUACGGAGCCCCGACACAGAGCCCUGACACAGAGCCCUGACACGGAGCCCCGACACGGAGCUCUGACACGGAGCCCCGACACGGAGCCCCAACACGGAGCUCCGACACGGAGCUCUGCCCCGGGCCCCGACACGGAGCUCUGACACAAAGCCCCGACACGGAGCCCCGACACGGAGCCCCGACACGGAGCCCUGACACUGAGACCCGACACGGAGCUCUGACACGGAGCCCUGACACGGAGCCCUGACACGGAGCCCCGACACGGAGCCCCGACACGGAGCCCCGACACGGAGCUCUGACACAAAGCCCCGACACGGAGCCCCGACACGGAGCCCUGACACGGAGCCCUGACACUGAGUCCCGACACGGAGCUCUGACACGGAGCCCUGACACGGAGCCCUGACACGGAGCCCCGACACGGAGCCCCGACACGGAGCCCUGACACGGAGAAGGGAAUUCCCAAAAUGCCGGUUUUUGUUGGGUUAGAAUCGCGUAAAUAUAUAAAUGUGUCGUUAAGCCCACCACCACCCGACACAGCCAACUAGUAAGGUUUGUCACUUAAAAAGAACGUGGCCAAUUCGUUGCUAGUACAGCAACACCAGUUGUGCGUUGGAGAACAAACCUUAAUUGGCUGUGUCAGGUGGUGGCGGGUUUCACGACACAUUUAUAUAUUUACGCGAUUCUAACCCCAAACAAACCUGUAACACGGAUGAUAUUGGUCGCGAAAGCCUACGUGUUGAAGGGAAUUCACGUGCGCCGUUUUCAUCGACGUUUUCCAACCAAAGGUUGAAAGCGUUCACGCAUUACGUGUCUGCCCGUCUGUCUCUCUGUAACGUGACGACCAAAUUGCUCUCGCAAAGAGGAUCAAAACUCCUUUCCAACUAA
Molecule: messenger RNA, 3018 nt
Organism: Petromyzon marinus (sea lamprey)
Lineage: Eukaryota; Metazoa; Chordata; Hyperoartia; Petromyzontiformes; Petromyzontidae
Gene: CDR2L
Product: cerebellar degeneration related protein 2 like
Source: RefSeq, a predicted model, not a curated record